This is a messenger RNA of Adineta steineri, 324 nucleotides long. Lineage: Eukaryota; Metazoa; Rotifera; Eurotatoria; Adinetida; Adinetidae. The record is from the annotation of a GenBank genome assembly.
AUGAAAUGGAGAAAAGAUGCAAAAGAAGGAGCAGUUGUGGCUGGAGGUAAUGGUCAAGGAAGAAAUCUUAAUCAAUUGUCUAAUCCUCAAGGACUAUUUGUUGAUGAUUUGGGUCAAAUCUAUGUGGCAGAUAGUGGAAAUCAUCGAAUAAUGCGUUGGUGUGAAGGAAAAGAAGAAGGUGAAAUUAUUGUUGGUGGAAAUGGUCCAGGAAACCAGUCAAAUCAAUUGAAUUGCCCCUGUGGCUUAUGUUUUGAUGAUGAAGAAAAUCUUUAUGUCGCUGAUUUUAAUAAUCAUCGAAUUCAAAAAUUUGAAAUACUUUUGUAA